Molecule: messenger RNA, 1752 nt
Organism: Metarhizium brunneum ARSEF 3297
Lineage: Eukaryota; Fungi; Ascomycota; Sordariomycetes; Hypocreales; Clavicipitaceae
Biological process (GO): peptidoglycan biosynthetic process
Molecular function (GO): D-alanine-D-alanine ligase activity; metal ion binding; ATP binding
Source: RefSeq, a predicted model, not a curated record
AUGAGAAUUUGUGUCUUCCAAUCAUCCUAUGAGGGCUCUGACUCUGUGCUUGGAGACCUCCACGAUUCAUCCCAGCCUGGCCUCUUUACCUCACAGCACGAAUUCACAUACCGCUUCAUACACAAAGACAACGCACAGCAAGAGAUCGAUGCUGCUGUUGCCGAAGGGUUCGAUUUCUACUUCAACUUUCUCUGGGGCACCCUCGAUGACCCUGUUGCAGGCACGUUAGCCAGCCGCUACUUUGAGUCUCUGGGCUUGCCAUCCUGCGGUGUCCGCAGCUGGGAACGGUCCAAGACGAAGAAUGACUUCUAUAAAGCCGCGAGACUCCACGGAACACCACCCGUUCCUGGCGCUGAUCGUUUCCCGCUGUUUGUCAAGCCGGCUAAUGGCUGUGCCAGCCAGCUGAUUGACGAACACUCCGUCUGCCAUAAUCAAGAGGAGCUAGAUUUGGCUCUUGGUCGCAUCAACAAAUCAUUGCACGAGGCACGCGUUAGACGUGCACACGCUUUGGGUAUAAAAGACCCAGUCGAGUACGCGAGCUCCUACGACCCUACCAGCCGGGACAACGACGACGUUGUUGUACAGCAGUACAUAGACGGCAAGGACUAUACUUGCUCUGUUGUAGAAAUGGGCCAGAGCUGCAUUGCCCUGACGCCAUUCGUGUACAAUACGAAGCAAACCACAAGCAAGGACAAGUUCCUUACCUUUGACUUGAAGUUCGACCAAGAGACUCGUAUCGAGCUUCUGCAGAAGCAGCACAAUCCCACCCUGUUCGAACGUCUUCAGCAAGUGGCCCUGGAAGCAUUCACCAUCAGCGGCUGUAAAGGCAGCAACAUGGGGUGCGAUGUUGAUCUCCGCGCCACGACGACAGGAGAAGUCUUUGCCAUCGAGGUGAAUCCCCAGCCGGCAGCCUUCAUGCCGGACGGGGUAUUCCAGGAUCUGCCCAUUAUACACAGUCUGCCAGGCGGCCAUUCCGCUGUAAUCAACAUCUUCAUCGCCAACCAUAUGCUUGGCCAUCCGGACAAGUGGUCCCAUCAACCAAAGAUCGCGUCCGUGUAUGACGGCUUCGCACCCAAGUAUGACACACUUGUUAACCAAGCGGCCACCAUGCUGGAAUCGGCCAGGCGACUAGCUGGUCGGUUUGAAUUCUCCGGAACGGUGCUCGAUCUCGCAUGUGGAACUGGAAUCUUUGGCCGAGCGCUGGCGGAGAGCAAGAAAUCCUCUUCUCCUGCCGUCGCCGUCUCAAGUCAGGAGUAUCGCCUUCUAGGAUGCGAUAUCUCCCCUGGGAUGUUAGACAUUUGCCGGUCAUCCGGGGUAUACGAUAACCUUUUUACGGACUCCAUGGAGUCGACACUACUCAGAAUCAGCAACGAGGAUCAUGGCAAGAGCGUCGAUCACAUCACUUGUUUCUCGUCGAUGCAUUUUCUGCGCCCCGAGAUGUUUUCCUUUGUCAUGGUGCUGUGCUUCACCCUCGCUAACAAGUCCGUCACGAUUAGCGUAGACGAGAUCCCGGAUGUCUAUAAUGAGAAGCUCAAGAAAUCGGGACAUGACUUUAUGCAUUCGACCAAUCAUCUCGCGAGCAUGGGGUCGUUUUGCGAGCCUAAAGGCUGGCGUUUGGAGUGCAGAGAGACACAGUAUUCCUGGACGUCGCCUGCCACGGGGGAUCGCAUUUACACCACCUAUUUCAGAUUUGAAAGAGUAGAUGGUGAUACUAGAGACGUUAUGAUCGGAGGCGUUCAACUUCCGAAUUGA